Messenger RNA from Anopheles maculipalpis, 685 nucleotides. RefSeq lists its product as uncharacterized. The transcript has 2 exons. NCBI's taxonomy places the organism in Eukaryota, Metazoa, Arthropoda, Insecta, Diptera, Culicidae. The record is from RefSeq and is a predicted model, not a curated record. Bases 2 to 682 code for a protein of 226 amino acids.
CAUGAGCCUAAAAACACGCAGCAUCGUGUUUGUAACGUUCUUUACCAGCUGCCUGAUCGUUGGACUGCUUGUGGCCAGUCUCACCACCAACAACUGGAUACAGGGCAGUGCUAAGCGGAGAAAUUUUACCGAAUCUAGCGGUCAAAUCAAUUUCGGACUGUUCCAGGGCCAUCGACGUUUGAAUGUUGGGUUUGGAUUGAGGGAUUACAAAAUUGAUGUCCCGGCAAUGAUUCGCAAUGAGCCGGAUGUGAUGAGUUACUGGUUAUGGCUUGGUUCAGCCCUUGGCACCGGUUUCGGUAUUCUAGGAGGCGUGAUCACAGCGAUCGCAUCGGUACUAAAGUCAGCAUCCGCUUCGAAGAAAACCGGCACCAUGGUAGUGUUGUUGGUGAGCAACCUUUUUACCGGAUUCUCCCAAACAAUCGCACUUGUUUGUUGGCUCGUACAGUUCUACAACUAUCUAACGCACAACGUACUGCUGGCCGAAGAUCGUAACAACAACUGGUACAGUACAGGACUGACGAUGCUCGGAUCAAGCUUUUACUUCAUCCCUGCCGGAAUUGUGCUAGUUGUGCUGAAUUUGAUCUUACUUAUUGCCGCCACACGGCUCGAACACCGCGAAAGGAAAAAGUUUUUGAAUCCGCCUACGGACGAUAAAACACAGGGGGCUAUUAUGCUGUACUGAAGG